AUGUCAAAGAAGAACGAUUUAGCUAGAAGGAAAAGGCUUCACGAUUUCGAUCUCAGAAAAGAGAAAGAAGAGAAGGAAAAGAGGGAAAAGAAACUUCAAGCAAAGAAAAACAAGAUGAAAGUUGAUGGUAGCAGCAGUAAGAAGAAGAAGGGUGGCGGUGGAUUUGAAGUAGGGAAGAAAAAGCUGAAAACAAAGCUGACUCCUUUGGCAAAAGCUAAAGCUGCCCAGGCUAUGGAGGUCGACAAAUGA
Messenger RNA from Striga hermonthica, 249 nucleotides. The record is from the annotation of a GenBank genome assembly. Lineage: Eukaryota; Viridiplantae; Streptophyta; Magnoliopsida; Lamiales; Orobanchaceae.